This is a messenger RNA of Corticium candelabrum, 1988 nucleotides long. RefSeq names its product E3 ubiquitin-protein ligase RNF103-like. Gene Ontology annotation, molecular function: ubiquitin-protein transferase activity. Gene Ontology annotation, cellular component: endoplasmic reticulum. The coding region runs from base 50 to 1966 and encodes 638 amino acids. Lineage: Eukaryota; Metazoa; Porifera; Homoscleromorpha; Homosclerophorida; Plakinidae. Gene Ontology annotation, biological process: protein ubiquitination. The transcript has a single exon. The record is from RefSeq and is a predicted model, not a curated record.
UGUAGGCACCAAUCGUUUUCUGUACGCGUGUGGAUCGUAGCUGCUGUACAUGGCUUUGCCCCUUGUUGUUAAACUGCUAGUGUUCGCUCUCUAUUUGGUGUUCUUUCUAUUGUUUGUAUGGGUUUUGAACAUUACGUCGGUCAUCUCGUUGGGAGAGUUCGCAAACCGACUACUGAAUCCAAUCAAAUUGAGCGUCAGCCAGCUGCGAAGGAUUCUAGACGAACGAGGAAUAGACUACGACGAUAUCUACGAAAAAUCGGAACUCGCCGAUAUCGUACAGAAGUCAGGAGGAUGGACGGUUGCCGCAUCCCCACGCACCGGGGCAGGGGAAAGCUCCGAGGAACCUUUGGAGAUUCGCUCGUCUGACCAAUUCCAGCAGGACAUAGUCGAGUCUAGCCACGUAUGGAUAGUUCUAGUCAAUCUAACGACGUCGCGACCGGUAAUGAUGAAGACAAAGUGGAUAACGUUAGUCAAACGACUAUCACUCGUUGGCAUCAAAACUGGUGUAGUGGAAUGCGCUAAAUACAGGCGUUUGUGUAUAGAGGGCAAGUGGCGGAGCUCGGUUUUAUUGAUGAGUCUACCAGCCAGCGUUAAUGUAUCUCAUCAUAAGGGCAACAAGAUGCAGACGGGAGGAUCUGGUACUGUCCUAGGCCUCAGCGCAGGCGGUUCCAGUUAUAGUCUGACUGAAAAGUCGGUCUUCAAAUGGAUACACAGAGAGAUACCAAUGCGCCAUCUUGAUUUGUCUGAUUCCGAUAGGUGGAUAUCAAAACAGCAACACCCAGUGAAAAUUAUCAUGCUAUCAGAAAAAGAAAAGCCGCCGCUGUAUUUCAGAGUUUUGUCUGUUCAACAAGCCAAUAAAAUCGACUUUGCAUUUACAAGCCUCACACAUGCCAAUCACAAUAUGCCAUUUCAUUACCUACGACAUCAUAUCGUGUGUAAUAAAUCAGACACUAUAGUGGUAGUCACUCGAGAUGCCAUCGUUCGGUAUGGGGAUCGCACGGCUGACAUAAUGACUUAUGCAGGAUUAAGCUUGUAUCUCAGUUUUUUACAACCCGAUGCUAAGGAUCUGAUAGUCUUGAGUACACUGUUUAUUAACCAGUAUGUCGUCAUUGUACAGCUGAUGGCUCAUCGAAGCUCGAUUAUUCGCAGCAUCUACGUUACGAUAAAGAACAUGGUUAUUGCCACUGUUCUUAAUGUUACGUUCUGGCUUGAGGUCACUACAGGGAUGCAGUGGAAGCCUUUGAGACCGUUAACCGAGUUUGCGUUGACUCUAAAUUGGUAUCUCGCUCACUCGGAUGUGAUCAGUUGGCUACGAUGGCUUGUACUGCAGAUACCGAAUUGGUGGCACUUGGUAAUGAUAUCGUAUGUUGUAUAUGCUCUCUUGAUUUACAUCAUAAGAAAGAUUAUUUGGAAACAGAGAAGACCGACGAGUGAAGAAACUGUGCAGCAGACGGACGAGACCACGUCCAUUGACUCUCAGGUUUAUGACAGUGAUUCAUCGGACAAUGCACAGCAACCCAUGUUUCGAGUCACAAUCAACAACUGGUUGCACCAACAGCAUUUUCAUCCCAUGUCUGGACAUAUUCAUCGUCGGCAGAAUGAAAACUCUGAGAUCAUCGUCGACCAUCAGUUGCAUGCCCUGCUCGAAGAGCUAGCGACAGCUCUUCCGACUUCUCUCAACGAUACAGACGACGAGGGAAGACCGACUGAGUACAUUAAGAAGCUUCCUACAUGGAAGCACUGUGUUUCCGGGCAGCAGAGAUUUCGACCUGUACAUGUCUUACAUUGUGAAAAUUGUGUCAUCUGCUUGGCGGAUUUCAACCGCAGAGAAAUUCUCUGUGCGCUGCCGUGCGGACAUAUGUUUCAUCGAGUGUGUGUAGUUCGGUGGCUAGAGAAACGUAGCGAAUUAUGUCCAGUCUGCAGACAACCGGCAAAUAUGUCAAAGGAUAUGUGUAGUACUGAAUGAGAGUUGCAAUUUGGUGUCUGUU